CAAGCAUAUCCGCGCUACACCAGCGCCCCGAUGCGCCUAUUUCAAUCGCCGGACCGCUCCUUCCCUCCCGCACCCGGUGCCGCGCGUCCAUUUGGUCUCCCAGCUCUCGCCGUCGGCACUCUCACUCGAUCACUUGUCACCUCCAGUUUCCACGAUCGGCAAGAGCCAGCACCGUCCGUAGCUAGCUAGGUAGCUAGCCGGAGAGAUGGAUCACGCGGCGGAGGCGCAGCGGACGGACCUGAUGACGAUCACGCGGCACGCGCUGAACGAGCAGGGCCGGCACCCGGAGUCGCGCGGCGACUUCACCAUCCUCCUCUCACACAUCGUCCUCGGCUGCAAGUUCGUCGCCUCCGCCGUCAACAAGGCCGGCCUCGCAAAGCUCAUCGGCCUCGCCGGAGAGACCAACAUCCAGGGGGAGGAGCAGAAGAAGCUGGAUGUGCUGUCCAACGAGGUCUUCGUCAAGGCGCUCGUCAGCAGCGGCCGCACUUGCGUUCUGGUGUCUGAAGAGAACGAGGAGGCCAUAUUCGUCGACGCUCCCCUCCGCGGGAAGUACUGCGUCUGCUUUGAUCCGCUGGAUGGCUCCUCCAACAUCGACUGCGGCGUCUCCAUCGGAACGAUCUUUGGGAUCUACAUGAUCAAAGACAAGGACAAUGCGACUCUGGAGGACGUGCUGCAACCUGGAACUGACAUGAUCGCGGCUGGCUACUGCAUGUAUGGGAGUUCAUGCACGCUUGUCUUGAGCACUGGAAAUGGUGUAAACGGUUUCACUCUUGAUCCUUCCCUUGGGGAAUUCAUACUCACUCAUCCCAACAUAAAGAUUCCGAAUAAAGGAAAGAUAUAUUCGGUCAAUGAAGGAAACGCCAGAAACUGGGACGUGCCUACCGCAAAGUUUGUAGAGAAAUGCAAAUUUCCCCAAGAUGGUUCAUCACCGAAAUCCUUGAGAUAUAUUGGAAGUAUGGUUGCCGAUGUUCACCGUACCCUGCUUUAUGGAGGCAUAUUUCUGUACCCUGCAGACAAGAAGAGCCCAAACGGAAAACUUCGUGUUCUGUACGAAGUUUUCCCCAUGUCGUUCCUGAUGGAGCAAGCCGGAGGCCAAUCUUUCACAGGCAAACAACGGGCUCUUGACCUUGUUCCUACUGAGAUCCACCAGAGAUCUCCAAUAUUCCUCGGGAGCUACGAUGAUGUAGAGGAGAUCAAAUCAUUGUACGCUUCAGAGUCAAGCAACGCCUGAUCUGGGUACCUGCAGCCACAUAAACAUGCUCAAAAAGAAGUUAUGUUCUGACUUGUAAGGAAAUUCCUAAGAAGGCAUCUUAUGGUGAUUCUGAAAUAGUGGUCUUGGCGUUGAUGUAAAAGUAUCAGUAUACACAGAUGUUGCACAAUAUUCAGUAUGUAUAACUACAGUUACUUCAUGGUCU
Molecule: messenger RNA, 1415 nt
Organism: Lolium rigidum
Lineage: Eukaryota; Viridiplantae; Streptophyta; Magnoliopsida; Poales; Poaceae
Product: fructose-1,6-bisphosphatase, cytosolic
Exons: 11
Coding region: 206-1231 (341 amino acids)
Biological process (GO): fructose 6-phosphate metabolic process; sucrose biosynthetic process; fructose metabolic process
Cellular component (GO): cytoplasm; cytosol
Molecular function (GO): fructose 1,6-bisphosphate 1-phosphatase activity
Source: RefSeq, a predicted model, not a curated record